This is a messenger RNA of Dibothriocephalus latus, 834 nucleotides long. NCBI's taxonomy places the organism in Eukaryota, Metazoa, Platyhelminthes, Cestoda, Diphyllobothriidea, Diphyllobothriidae. The record is from the annotation of a GenBank genome assembly.
ACCGUUGGCUGGUCGCAGGGGGUGGGGCGAUUGCAGCCCUGUCAACGCAACACGACCCCAAGGCGGACAGAGGCCACCGCUGCAUGUGCGGCCACCGUCACCAGUUAUGCCACCGCUGGUGGCGGCAAUAAUGUCCCGGUGGGCUUCGUGGCUGCUGCGGAAGCAGCUCUUGAGAACCCGACCGGCUCACGCUCUGGCGAAAGGAGAUCCAAGUCCUCCUCUCGCAGACGUUCCCGGAAUGCUGCUCAUCUUCCCACGGAGGAGAGUGGAAGCAGUGAAGUGCGCGUGAAUGUCUCAGAAACCUCUUCGUCUGAUUGGUUUAGUGAGGCCUUUUCUUCAGGUAAUGCAAAUACCUGCAAAGCGAAUGUUCUCUUUAAUUCCCCCACCUUUCCGUUGCUCAACGAACCCUCCCCUCCCCCGGGUGCUUUUUCAGAUAAGCACAUGGAAAUCCUACGGAUUCGGCUAACACGACCCUACCCCUCCUGUCCCUGGGGCAUCAUCAUUUCGGGCACCGAUGAUGUAAACGAUGCUCCUGUAGUAAUUGACUCCCUUACACCCGGCAAGCCCGGCGCUAUUAGCGGCCUCCUCCGACCCGGUGAUCAGAUUCUUGCAGUCAAUGAUGUCAGCGCUACCCGUGGACUUACACUCUCUCAGGUUAUGGCCCGACUUCAACUGCCCUCCGAACAGGUCCUCUUCUACAUUGCGCGUCCAGUCGGCGAAGCAGCUCGCCACCUUAACACCUCCAGAGCCUGUUCUACUCGGGGUGACAGUACGCCACAGCUGCUGAGUGUAAAACAGCAAUCCUCCUCAGCGGUGAGUCGGCAGACGUUUUGA